AUGAACGACGAGACACAAUUUACAGAAAAGGCAUUGAAUGUCUUGACUAUAGCACAGAAGCUUGCAGAAGAUCAUCAACACCCACAAUUGCAGCCCAUUCAUUUACUUGCUGCCUUUAUUGCAACACCAGAGGAUGGUUCUGUUUCAUACUUACAAAACUUAUUUGAUCAGGCAAGAUAUGAUUACGAUCUUUUCAAGAAAAGUGUUAAUAAGCAUUUGGUUCGCAUAGCACAGCAACAUCCUGCUCCACAGCAAGUUACUCCUAGUUAUGCUUUGGGCCAGGUCUUACAAGACGCUGCCAAGAUUCAAAAACAACAAAAGGAUUCAUUCAUCGCCCAGGAUCAUUUAUUAUUUGCAUUAUUCAAAGAUUCUUCAAUCAAACAGAUUUUUAAAGAUGUUCAAGUUGACGUAGAAUCUAUAAAGCAACAAGCUUUAAAAUUGAGAGGUAAUCAAAAGAUUGAUUCCAGAAACGCUGAUACCAAUACACCAUUGGAAUAUUUGAGCAAAUAUGCCAUUGAUAUGACUGAACAAGCCAGACAGGGUAAAUUGGAUCCGGUUAUUGGUAGAGAAGAAGAAAUAAGAAGCACCAUUAGGGUUUUAGCAAGAAGAAUCAAAUCUAAUCCAUGUUUAAUUGGUGAGCCUGGUAUUGGUAAAACUAGUAUCAUUGAAGGUAUUGCAUCCAGAAUUGUUGAUAAUGAUGUGCCCACGAUUUUGCAAGGUUGUAGAUUAUUCAGUUUGGAUUUAGCUUCAUUGACCGCUGGUGCCAAGUAUAAAGGUGAUUUUGAAGAAAGAUUGAAAGGUGUUUUGAAAGAGGUUGAAACGUCCACACAAUUGAUCAUUUUAUUCAUUGAUGAAAUUCAUAUGUUAAUGGGUAACGGUAAAGAUGAUGCAGCAAACAUUUUGAAACCAGCACUAUCUAGAGGGCACUUAAAAGUAAUUGGUGCCACGACGAAUAAUGAAUAUAGAUCUAUUGUGGAAAAAGAUGGUGCAUUCGAAAGAAGAUUUCAAAAGAUUGAAGUUUCUGAGCCUACUUUGAGACAAACAGUGGCCAUUUUAAGAGGUUUGCAACAAAAGUAUGAAAUCCAUCAUGGUGUUAGAAUUUUAGAUAGUGCAUUAGUUACUGCUGCACAAUUAGCCAAACGUUAUUUGCCAUACAGAAGAUUACCGGAUUCUGCAUUAGAUUUGGUUGAUAUUUCUUGUGCAGGUGUUGCAGUGGCUAGAGAUUCGAAACCGGAAGAAUUAGAUUCCAAAGAAAGACAGUUACAAUUAAUAGAAGUGGAAAUCAAGGCUUUGGAAAGAGAUAAGGAUGCCGAUAAUACCACUAAAGAUAGAUUACAAAAGGUCAAACAGUUAGAAGCUUCUUUGAAAGAAGAGUUAGAACCAUUGAGACAACGUUAUAGUCAAGAAAGACAAGGACAUGAAAAAUUAACAUCCGCAAAGAAGAAGUUGGAGGAAUUAGAAAAUAAAGCUAUUGAUGCCGAACGUAGAUACGAUAAUGCGACUGCUGCAGAUCUUAGAUAUUUUGCUAUUCCAGAUAUCAAGAAGCAAAUAGAACACUUGGAAAAUGAGGUUGCAGAAGAACAACAACGUUCUCAAUCGAUGAUUUCUAAUGUUGUUGAUUCUGACACUAUAGGCGAAACAGCAGCAAGAUUGACCGGUAUUCCUGUAAAGAAAUUAACAGAAUCAGAAAAUGAGAAAUUGAUCCAUAUGGAACGUGAUCUAUCAUCUGAAGUUGUUGGUCAAACUGAAGCUGUUAAAGCAGUUUCCAAUGCCGUGAGAUUGAGUAGAUCAGGGUUAUCUAAUCCAAGACAGCCGGCAUCAUUUUUAUUCCUUGGUUUAUCAGGUAGUGGUAAGACUGAAUUAGCAAAGACAAUAGCUGGAUUCUUAUUCAAUGAUAAAGAUAUGAUGAUUAGAGUUGAUUGUUCUGAAUUGAGUGAAAAAUAUUCUGUUUCCAAGUUAUUAGGUACAACAGCGGGUUAUGUUGGUUUUGAAGAAGGUGGUUUCUUAACAAAUCAAUUACAAUACAAGCCAUAUUCUGUUUUAUUAUUUGAUGAGGUGGAAAAGGCACACCCCGAUGUCCUAACUAUUAUGUUGCAAAUGCUAGAUGACGGUAGAGUGACAUCUGGACAAGGUAAGACCAUUGAUUGUUCGAAUUGUAUUAUUAUAAUGACAUCUAAUUUAGGUGCUGAAUACAUUAUUGGACAAGAAGGUUCAAAGAUUCAAGAUUCUACCAAGACUAAUGUUAUGAAUGUUGUUAAAUCACAUUUCAGACCUGAAUUUUUGAAUAGAAUCUCUAGUAUUGUUGUUUUCAAUAAAUUAUCAAGAAAGGCUAUUCAUAAGAUUGUUGAUAUCAGAUUGAAAGAAAUCGAAGAAAGGUUUGAAAUGAAUGAUAAACAUUAUCAUUUGGAAGUUUCUAAAGAAGCUAAAGAUUUCCUUGCUAGAUAUGGUUAUUCCGAAGAUUUAGGCGCAAGACCAUUAAACAGAUUGAUUCAGAAUGAAAUUUUGAACAAGAUGGCAAUUAAAAUUUUGAAAAAUGAAAUUCGUGAUAAAGAAACCGUCAGAGUUAUAUUAAAAGAAGGUAAAGAGCGUGGUACGGGUAAUAAUGAAGAUGAAGAAGAAAGUUUGGAAGUGUUACCAAACCAUGCAAGUGAGUAUGCAUACGAUGAAGAUAUGGAUAUUGAUUACGAAAAUAGUAGUAGUGACAACAUAGAUGAAUAUGAGCACGUGACAUCUGCCAACGUUGAUUAG
Molecule: messenger RNA, 2748 nt
Organism: Kazachstania africana CBS 2517
Lineage: Eukaryota; Fungi; Ascomycota; Saccharomycetes; Saccharomycetales; Saccharomycetaceae
Gene: HSP104
Product: chaperone ATPase HSP104
Exons: 1
Coding region: 1-2748 (915 amino acids)
Biological process (GO): cellular response to heat; regulation of DNA-templated transcription
Cellular component (GO): cytosol; cytoplasm
Molecular function (GO): ATP hydrolysis activity; ATP binding; transcription factor binding
Source: RefSeq, a predicted model, not a curated record